AUGAUAGUAAUUGAACUGACUCUACUGGGAAGAUACUCAGAUGUAACAGUAUGGACUUCCAACUACAGGCUAGCAACAACUAUCUACUCCAGACAGCACUACAACCAUAGAUCGAGGGGGAACCUGACGACGCAGACAGAAAGGGUGGAUGCAAAAAACUCCCCGCAGUCGAUAGCUUCGAACUCUUGGCAACGAUUGGCCUGUGCAGACCUGAAAUUGACUGGUGACACCAAUGUUGUCUCGAUCGCCAAUGCUAUAUACAGGUGUCCGUUCUUGAAUCGACGUGGUACUACUUACCUGAGCUGCACGUUGAUCUGGCCCAGUGGUGUUGUUGUGGGAACACACCCCCCGGAAGUGGAGAGAGAGGGAGAGCGAGAAGAAAAAGGGAAAAGGGACGUGUUAGGUAUUCUCCGAUCCAUCAUGUCUCAGGCACUGAUCGAUGGUUGCAAAUGCGGUAUCCGGGGUCACCUGUUCACCGCCCGGGAUCGAUCGGCCAUACUAGGAAAGGGAGACGUUCCAUUCCGAGGGCGAAUGGUCGUACAGGGAAGAAUAAUGGGGUCUACGGCGGCAUCAUUCAUUCGCCUGGAGAAUAAGCCUCGAGGUAAUGGAGGGAGGAGGGGGGGAGGACUAAGCAUCAUCUCAUCAUCGAUUGAGGUGCUUUGGGGUCACCGCGGGUGGAAGGGAAAAAGGUAG
This is a messenger RNA of Aspergillus niger, 693 nucleotides long. RefSeq lists its product as hypothetical. The transcript has 6 exons. The record is from RefSeq and is a predicted model, not a curated record. NCBI's taxonomy places the organism in Eukaryota, Fungi, Ascomycota, Eurotiomycetes, Eurotiales, Aspergillaceae. Bases 1 to 693 code for a protein of 230 amino acids.